CUGAGGGAGCUGCUGAGAAGCCAGCAAAGAGAGUAGGAAUUAGGACUCCAGCAGCCGGUCUCGCCGUAGCCAUGGACGGACUGUUUUGUUGGGCAUUACAGAAAUGUUUUAAUUGGAAAAGCUAGGCGUGGAUUAACCCCGGUAUCUGGCUGGUGCAUUAGAAUACUAAGCAACACUGCAGAGUUGUAAACUGCAUUAAAAAAAGGAGGGGGGGGGGAAGAGAAAAGGGUUUGUAUUGCAGAGGCUUUUAAUACGUUCCACAGUGCAAACCUGUUAGAGCAUAUAUAUCCUGGAGCUGCGAUCUGGACACUAAUUCAAUUUUUGCAGUUAUGCUGGACAAGAGUAUAAAGAAGAAACUUUAAUAUCCAGGGUAUGGGAUUCCUGAAUCACCUAAGAUGCUGAAGAACCUUUGCAAAAUUUCAUCUACAAUAUGAAUGGGAAGUUUCCGAAAAGUGGACCCGAAGAUAAGCCACUUGUAAAUGCAUUUUAGUGAAGAGAAAAAAAGGAAUUUGAAGAAUUUCUAUCUCACCUUUUAAUGUAUUGUUGCUUUAACCUGCAGUUCUAAUCCAUUUCAGAAUUAAUUCAAUUUUAGCAGCACUUUUUGGGUGCAUGCCUCUUGCCCGGGGGAAUGGAUGGAUAUUUGUAUUUGAAAAGCUAGGAAACAUUUUGAUUUGAAUUUAUGUGCUUGUUAAAACUGGAACAUUUUUAUAGGAAUUGCUGCUGCUGCUGCUAACUCACUGCAAUACUGAAAACUCCUCAGAUAUAGUGGAAGCUGUAAUCGAAUUCAGUGUGAAAUUCAAGCCUGAGAAGUUGCAUACGUGUACAUUUGCUGCUUUGGUUUAUGACUUUUAAAGACAAUCCAGAAGGGAUUUUACUCCAGAUUUUUCUUCUGUGGCUUUUACUUGCGAAAGGAAACUUUUUUUUCCCUCCCCCAGCCUAAGAAAUGGCUUUUCUUGUGCGAUGUUAUGCCAACUGCCUGCAACCGUGGGCUUCCAAACUUCCAGCUGAUCUUACCAAGAUGCAUCUCACCGACAAUCCUCAUCCUCAGGUGACUCAUGUCCCCUCCAGCCAGUCGGGAUGUAGCAUUGCCAGCGACUCGGGGAGCAGCAGCCUCUCUGACAUUUAUCAGGCUACAGAGAGUGAGAUGGGAGAUGUUGAUUUAACAGGUCUUCCAGAAGCACCUGUAGACUCUGAAGAUGAAGAAGAGGAGGAAGAUGAAGAUAUUGACAGAACUUCAGAUCCGCUUCUAGGGCGAGAUGUUGUACGAGAGUGCCUUGAGAAAGAGCCUGCAGAUAAAACUGAUGAUGAUAUUGAGCAAUUAUUGGAAUUUAUGCAUCAGCUCCCUGCCUUUGCCAACAUGACUAUGUCUGUGAGAAGAGAACUCUGCUCAGUGAUGAUAUUUGAAGUGGUAGAGCAAGCAGGAGCCAUCAUACUUGAAGACGGCCAAGAGCUCGAUUCUUGGUAUGUUAUUUUAAAUGGCACAGUGGAAAUCAGCUAUCCUGAUGGGAAGAGUGAGAGUCUCUGUAUGGGAAAUAGUUUUGGGAUUACUCCCUCUCUGGACAAACAGUACAUGAAUGGAGUGGUCAGAACCAAAGUAGAUGAUUGUCAGUUUGUGUGUAUAGCCCAGCAAGACUACUGGAGGAUUCUGAACCACGUGGAAAAAAACACUCAUAAAGUGGAGGAAGAAGGAGAGAUCGUGAUGGUAAAGGAGCACAGGGAGCUGGAUCGCAGUGGAACCAGAAAAGGACACAUCGUUAUCAAGGCAACACCCGAGCGACUCAUCAUGCACUUAAUAGAAGAACAUUCUAUUGUGGAUCCAACCUACAUCGAAGAUUUCCUUCUAACAUACAGAACAUUUCUAACAAGCCCCCUGGAAGUUGGAAAUAAGCUCCUGGAAUGGUUCACAGUGGACAGCCUCAGAGAUAAGGUUACCAGAGUGGUCUUACUGUGGGUGAACAAUCAUUUUAAUGACUUCGAAGGAGAUCCUGCUAUGACUCGAUUUCUGGAAGAAUUUGAAAAGAACUUGGAAGAUACGAAAAUGAAAGGACAUCUGAGAUUGCUGAAUAUUGCCUGCGCUGCCAAAGCAAAAUGGAGACAAAUUACCCUGCAGAAACCUUCUAGAGAUUCGCCGCUGUUUUUCAGCCUCCUUGGGGGAAGCGACAAGGGGUUUGGUAUUUUUGUAGAGACUGUGGAAAUGGGCAGUAAAGCAGCAGAAGCUGGACUUAAGCGCGGUGAUCAGAUAAUGGAAGUAAAUGGACAGAAUUUUGAGAACAUUACCUUUGUAAAAGCUCUGGAAAUCUUAAGGAACAACACUCAUCUCUCCAUUACUGUAAAAACAAACAUUUUUGUGUUCAAGGAGCUGCUCUGCAGGAUAGGACAAGAGAAGAACGGAAUUCCGCAUAUUCCAAAAAUUGCAGAAAAGAAAAACAACCGUUAUUCCAUCCCAGAUAUGCCUGGAGAUGUGGAACAGAUGUUUCCCCGUGAAAAAGGGAACAAGAAGAUGAAAGCAAACACUGUAUCUGGUGGGAGAAACAGAAUCAGGAAAAUUUUAGACAAGACCCGAUUCAGCAUCUUGCCUCCAAAACUCUUCAGUGACGGUAGCGUGAGCCAGUCGCAGGACGACAGCAUCGUGGGGACGCGGCAGUGCCGGCACAGCCUGGCCAUCAUGCCCAUUCCGGGAACGCUCUCUUCCAGCAGCCCUGACCUGCUGCAGCCAACGACGAGCAUUCUGGAUUUCUCUAAUCCUUCAGCUGUUGGGUUUUACUAUAUCCCGGAUCAAGUAAUUAGAGUUUUCAAAGCAGAUCAGCAGAGUUGUUACAUUAUCAUCAGCAAAGACACUACAGCAAAAGAGGUUGUGAGUCACGCCGUCCACGAAUUCAACUUGACGGGAGCCCCGGAGACCUACUCCCUCUGCGAAGUCUCCGUCAGCCCCGAGGGCGUCAUCAAGCAGCGGAGGCUCCCGGAUCAGUUCUCUAAGUUGGCCGACAGGAUUCAACUCAAUGGACGGUACUAUCUAAAAAACAAUAUGGAGACAGAGACCUUAUGCUCAGACGAGGAUGCUCAGGAGCUGCUGAGAGAAAGCCAAAUUUCCCUCCUGCAGCUGAGCACCAUUGAGGUCGCCACUCAGCUUUCCAUGAGAGACUUUGAAUUAUUCCGCAAUAUUGAGCCCACAGAAUACAUCGAUGACCUUUAUAAGCUGGACUCCAAAACAGGGAAUGCUCACCUGAAACAGUUUGAGGAUGUCAUCAAUCAAGAGACCUUCUGGGUUGCCAUGGAAAUUUUAGCAGAGCCCAACCAACUCAAAAGAAUGAAGAUUAUUAAGCAUUUCAUUAAAAUUGCCCUCCACUGUCGAGAAUGCAAGAACUUCAAUUCCAUGUUCGCAGUUAUAAGCGGCUUAAAUCUAGCACCGGUAGCACGUCUCAGAGGCACUUGGGAAAAGUUACCGAGCAAGUACGAAAAGCACCUCAGAGACCUUCAAGAUCUUUUUGAUCCAUCUCGAAACAUGGCAAAAUACCGCAACAUCCUUAGCAGCCAGAGCAUGCAGCCUCCCAUUAUUCCACUUUUUCCUGUUGUCAAGAAGGAUAUCACCUUUCUGCAUGAAGGAAAUGAUUCCAAAGUGGAUGGCCUGGUAAAUUUUGAGAAACUCAGAAUGAUUGCCAAAGAAAUUCGCCAAGUUGUCAGAAUGACCUCAGCAAACAUGGAUCCGGCUGUAAUGUUCAGACAAAGGAAGAAGAGGUGGAGAAGUUUGGGAUCUCUGAGCCAGGGCAGCACAAACUCGAAUAUGCUGGAUGUACAGGGAGGCGCUCACAAAAAACGUGCCCGCCGCAGCUCCCUUCUGAAUGCCAAGAAGCUGUACGAGGAUGCCCAGAUGGCCAGGAAGGUGAAGCAGUACUUGUCCAACCUGAAUGUGGAGACAGACGAAGAAAAGAUCCAAAUAUUGUCACUGCAGUGUGAGCCUGCAUACAGCACUCUGACAAAGAAUUUAAGUGAGAGAAGAGGAGCGAAAUCCUCAGAAAUGUCUCCGGUACCCAUGAGAUCAGUUGGCCAAACCGCUAAAGCCCAUCAGCAUCAACAAAACAGGAUGAGUCAAGUUCUUCAGGUUCCAACUGUGAAUUUGUACCCCAGCAGGAAAAAGGGACUGACGAAGGAGCAUGUCACGUUCAGUACAGGCUCCCCACAGAAGUCAUUAAGCUUGUCUGAGGAAGUAAGUAGUAAGAAACAAACAGAUGACACUAUGUCCAUGGCAUCUUCUUUGCACUCCAGCCCACCCGCUUCUCCUCAGGGCUCUCCACGCAAAGUUGGUAACAUCCAAAGGUCGGAUAACUGCAGUCAGAUGAAUCUCUCUGGCUCUUCCUCAUCACUCGCCAGUGAAACCAGCAACAAGAACAGUGGACAACGCAGCUACGGAAUAGGCUACGCCCUCAUACCUUCCACUAAAUCUGACAACUUCUCGGACUCCAGUCACAGUGAGAUUUCAUCCCGGUCCAGCAUCGUGAGCAACUGCUCCGUGGACUCAAUGUCGGCAGCGCUGCAGGAUGAGAGGAGUUUGUCCCAGUCUCUCAUUGUGGUGGAUUCGGGGGGCACAGAGAGAAAAGAGCAUCCUCAGCCGCUGGCUGAUUACGCCCAGCCGUGCCCAGGCUGGUCAGUCACUAGGCCUGCUCUCAUCCGAGGGAUGGCUUUCACGUCCUCCAUGAGCAGCGAGGAGAUCUCCCAUGAACACAUCACCAUAGAGGCAGCAGAUAGCGGCAGGGGAAGCUGGACUUCAUGCUCGAGUAGUUCUCAUGACAACUUCCAGAAUAUCCCAAACCAGAAGAGCUGGGAUCUCCUCAAUUCUUACCGUCACACCCAGCUGGACGGACCUAUAGCUGAAGUCGACCCCACAAACUGUUACUCUGAGGAGGCUUAUUUGUAUUCUGAUGCCUUUUCCAAAACCAACAGGCAGUCGAAAGCCAGCGUGGAGCUCGAUCAGUCUCGGCAGAGCUGGGCCUCCUCCAGCUCGCUCUCAGACACCUACGAAACAAACUAUGGGACAAUUAAGCGGAGGGGGCUGGAGAACUCUACAGCAGAGCAGACGGAGGUUUUGGACUCUAAACCAGGCGGUGAUACAACUUACAAAACCGUUACUUCGAGUACAGAAAAAGGCCUGAUAGUGUACUGUGUCACCUCACCUAAGAAGGACGAUAGGUAUAGGGAGCCACCGCCCACCCCUCCGGGAUAUAUGGGGAUUUCUUUAGCGGACAUAAAGGAAGGAUCGCCCCAUCACCCACACCUAAAACCUCCAGACUAUAGUGUGGCAGUGCAGAGGUCAAAGAUGCUGCACAGUGACCUCUCUAGACUUUCAUCAGCUUCUCUCGGUAGUGAACCGGUGGCCUGUAUUUCAUCGAAGAUGCCACAGUGGCAUAAUCGGCAGCCGUCCAACCCCAAACUAGCAGAUAUGACUGACGCAGAUAGUGAAGAGGAUGAAGACGAGCAAGUAUCAGCGGUCUAACCACCGGGCUAUUUCUGUGAACCACUUCACCGCUCCAGGGAUGUGGGGAGAAGGACCAUGGGAUUCUGUUAGUGGAGGCCAACCCUUGCUGCUGCUGCUGCUGACCUCGGCCCGCGCCUUCGCCUCUGGUGCGCCAAGGUGGAACGGGCUGGACCACGUCUCUCUACCUUACUGCAGUCCACCACCGCCUAAGAAAGCUUAUUUCCACCUGUGAAACAGAAAACCGUUUCCAAGGAGCCUACUGACUACCCAGAUACCCACGGUGGUGGCCGGAGAUGGACCAGGCUUCAUGCAUUCGGGAGGACCAGUUGUUACCACCGCUUGAAACUUGGAAGCAGGCUUCUGUAUGAUACCAUCGAAUCCUUUGGUAGUUUUCCAUCCUCCUUAUUUUCUACAUGAUCAUUACAAGUCUAAGAGUGUUAUUUUAUGAACUUUUUAAAAAAAAAAAAAAUAUAUAUAUCAAAAUGUCAGCAAAAGCAAAGGACAUUGCUGAAGUAUCUGAAAAUAAUUUAUUAAUUUAAAAUUUUUUUUUUGAUGGGAAUUUCCUUUCUUUGUGUUGGCAGUGCUCUGGUUGGCUAAUAUAAAUGUUUAGUCAAUGUGAUAGAAAAUUAGGUGCACAUAAACUGUUGCGCUCUCAAAAUAAACACAGAAAACUAGAAAUGGGACAUUAUCGGGUGCAGAAAUACACGGAAUUUAGGGUGGUUUUAGAUGAAAUAUAAAUAGAGCACAAAGCCCCGCAGAGCGGCAUGUGUCGGGCCCUGCCUCUGCCCAAAAACCUCCGCCCUCAAAGUAUUUUGGGAAAUAUUUGAGCUGCCAGCCAACUAAAGCGAUAGUUGGUGCUCUCCUCCCCUCCUCAGGAACCGUUUGGAAUGUGGGGGCCGGAGCUGACGGGAGCCGCGAGGGGAGUUUGGAGUUUUCCCAAAAGAGCUUUACCCGGGUUUUGCCCUGCAGAGUCGAGCAUGCAAAGCGCGGUGCCAGGAACCAAAAUAAACCCUGUCUUGUGGGUUUUAAGAUCAUCCCACGCCUUCUGGCCUUUUACCAGAGUUGCACAGGAUUUAGGUGCAAAGGUUACCUUUAAAAAAAAAAAAAUUAAAAUAAUUAUAAAUCGCCUUCAUUUCACAGUAAAAUUUGUGAAACUGAAUAUUAAAUGGCAUAAUCCUUAUAUAAGACUAUAAUGCAUUUUAUGAUGGGUUAAAAAAACUCCGUUGUGCUCAUCUGGAAAAUACAGAUGAUCUCAAAACACUUUGUUUUAAAUCCCAGCUACAAAUCCUGGUGGUGGUGAUGUCAACGGCAGUUUUGACUUUCAGCCAGUCAGUAUUAACACAUGAUCCUCUACUUUGACUAUGGUCAAAUAUUUGAAUUGCUUAUUUGAUUUUUGCUUAGCCAGCCAGAGCGCAGAGGGGUAAAACUGGAAAUACCUGCAGUUUCUUUCUUUCUUUCUUUCUUCUAGCACACGAUGCCCCGUUCUAGUGUUAAAAAUGGACAUGAAUGUGUGAAUAUGUAUUUAAACAUUUAAUUGUAAAUCUUUGUUGUGAUGUUUACAGCCUAAGCUAGAAAGAUGUUUGUCAUUUUUACAGUGCCUCAAAAAUGAUUUCUAUAUCCAUA
This is a messenger RNA of Chroicocephalus ridibundus (black-headed gull), 7093 nucleotides long. RefSeq names its product Rap guanine nucleotide exchange factor 6 (gene RAPGEF6). The record is from RefSeq and is a predicted model, not a curated record. Gene Ontology annotation, molecular function: protein binding; guanyl-nucleotide exchange factor activity. The transcript is spliced from 26 exons. Gene Ontology annotation, biological process: small GTPase-mediated signal transduction. NCBI's taxonomy places the organism in Eukaryota, Metazoa, Chordata, Aves, Charadriiformes, Laridae. The coding region runs from base 944 to 5488 and encodes 1514 amino acids.